AUGCUACCGUUGUCUCCCUCCAACUCUCGAUUUCGGCAUCUCCAACGUGCUCUGUUUCUCCUGACGCCUCUGGUGGGAGCGGCAACAGGGUUUGGCAUUCCGCCGGAUGCCACCUUCCCAGAAUCCAUGACGAUUCGGGCGUCUGUGGUGACAGAUACCGUGCCAGCCGCCUACUACGACGCGAACUACACAUCAUCAUCACAAGAGGAAGAUGCCUUGUUUCCGCACUAUCGAGGAUUCCAACCCGAUUUAAUGCGAGAACUCGUCCGAAUUGCGGGGAAUCUGGACAGUGUUACCCUCACAUUCGAGCUGGAACAAGCCCCCGCGGGGUCCUACAACCAACAAUUCGCUUACCUGGCAAACGAUUGCGGGGUUGCGACACGAAAAAGUCAAAACCUGGUAGAGGACGAGGAUGCAAUACGUAUCCCAUCCCAAGAAGACUGCAACCGAUUGGACAUGGUAAUUGCCGAUUUCUACACGACACCCCAGCGAUCCAUGCGGGCACAAUUCACUCCACCGAUACUGAAAAGUACCGCCUCCACGGUUCAUUAUAUUCACCGUACGCAACGGGCGAUAUCGACCUUGUCAGAAGCCCAAACCCUUCAACAACCCGUCUGUGUCAUUCAAGGGGCGAGGUACGAAAAAGACGGCGUACCCAUGGACCAAUUCCCCUAUCUACAAUACCUCAAAUGCGCAAGCUAUGAGGAAUGCAUUGACUGGCUCAAACAAGAAAAAUGUGCUCUGUUUCUGGAGGAUGAAUUGGAAUUACGACACACCACCACACAAGAUGCCACACUGGAAGUGAACCCCGAGAAUUUCAAUAAGCAACUCAUUUCGUGGCCCAUGAAUGCUCGACUGGAUCCACUGCAUCAACAACUCAUUAUACGAUGGAUAUACGAGGCCCACCAAGAAGGAAUUGUGGACACGCUGUACCACAAAUAUUUUUCUGUUGAAACUUGUCCGUUGGGACAUGCCGGAGUCAACUGCAAUCAACCCUGCAGUGCCACGCAUGGAAUGGCGGACAGAGAUGGCAAUUGUGUGUGCGAAUCCACACGAUGGACAGGAGAUGACUGCUCCGAAGAAGUACAAGAGGACAAAAACUUGAUCCCCACAGGGCUGCGGGCAACAUGCUAUGCCAUGGCCACAAUCAACUUUUUGCUCAUUGCUAGUUCGGCUUGCUGGUUGUACCAGCACAGAAGAGCUGCUCAAAUCAAGGUGGCACAGCCACUCUUUCUAAGUUUGGUCUUGCUUGGCUGUAUGAUUUCAACGUCAACAAUUUUCACAUUUGUCCAAGAAGAUGAUUCCAGUGCGGGUGUGGAGAAUGUGCCAUUUUGCAUGCUGACUCCUUGGUUGUACUCUGUCGGUUUUUCAAUCACAUUUGGCAGUUUGUUUGCAAAGAUUAGGCGAGUGUACUAUCUUUUCAGGGCGGCUGCCACCAUGACUCGAGCUACUGUCACUGCCAAAGAAACCAUACUGGUUGUUGGAGGAAUAUUGCUGAUUGAUGUGUCAAUCUUGACCGUGUGGACAGUCAUGGAUCCAUGGGAGUGGCAUCGAGAACCUGUGACUGUCGACCAAUAUGGAUACACUCUGAGCAGUGAGGGCUUUUGCAGGGAUAUACCAACCCAGUUUUCCGAGGGAAAAUUCGUCGCUCUGGCAGUGAUUUCGAAUCUGCAAAUAUUUUUGAUCUGUGUCCCAAUCGUCGUACUGAUUGACGGUUCAGAUUCCAAAACGGGGGUAUUUGUCCGGUGUGUGGCCGUUUUUUUGAACGAUUUCGCGGUGAUUGCGCUCGUUAUUGGAAACCUUGUCUACAGCCUGCACUUUGACAGAAGGCGCCGGGAGCGCGGCCCUUCGGGCAAGUCAUUGAUUCGACGAGCCAUGAAAUCAUUUACGAGACGGAGAAAUGAAAGAAUGACGUUGACCGCUCGCGCUCUGACCGGUCUCAACCUGACUGGAUUGAACACGGGGGACUCUGGUUCGCUAACCAGUGGUGCAAUUGUUCCAUCUCCUGCGGGAAGAGAUGUGCCACAACAGGACGACAACACGGCUGAUCCUGACCCGCCACCACCACCACGAGUGAGCAAAGGGUCUAAAUCGGUACGAUUCGACGACGAUCCUCCUUCACCUCCACCGACCCCUCCAGCGUCGACCUCUACGGAGUUUACAGAACCACGGGAAACCCUCCACAGAAACUACAACGCAGACUAUGGGAUACCCGAGCCAAUACCACCGCGUCCUAGGCCGCCGGCGUUCCUUUUGACUGUCCUGGAAGCUGGUGAUCCUCAUAAAAGAAUGUCGUGGAUUGAAGAGUAG
Molecule: messenger RNA, 2310 nt
Organism: Seminavis robusta
Lineage: Eukaryota; Bacillariophyta; Bacillariophyceae; Naviculales; Naviculaceae
Source: the annotation of a GenBank genome assembly